This is a messenger RNA of Pan troglodytes (chimpanzee), 2101 nucleotides long. RefSeq names its product charged multivesicular body protein 4C (gene CHMP4C). Gene Ontology annotation, biological process: late endosome to vacuole transport via multivesicular body sorting pathway; vesicle budding from membrane. Lineage: Eukaryota; Metazoa; Chordata; Mammalia; Primates; Hominidae. The transcript is spliced from 5 exons. The record is from RefSeq and is a predicted model, not a curated record. Gene Ontology annotation, cellular component: multivesicular body; ESCRT III complex; cytoplasmic side of plasma membrane. Bases 431 to 1132 code for a protein of 233 amino acids.
ACACUUUCAGGUCCUGCACAAGACCCCUGGACAUCGGUUUGCUUUUCUCUGAGCCAUUCACAAACUAGUUCCUCGUUCCUGGGACCGUCCCUAGUGUGGAUAAAAGCCAACUUCCCACAGUUUUUGUCGGUCUUUUCAACUUUUCUCUGCUCUCGCUCAACUCCCAGAGGGCCGGGUGGCGCCGGCCAGCCGACGUCCCAGCGGUGGCCUCCCCGCCCAGCCGCUGUGCAGCGGGGCGGGGCCGAACUGGCAGCCAGGAAAUGCCCUGGGGUGUGUGUCACCUGUCCAGGACGACUUGUUGAUUCCCAGGAGCGCCGCCUUUCCGGUCUGGGUCCCCGAGAGGACUGCCUUGCUCACCUGUCCCCUCGGCGCGGCCCCGGGGAGCUCCCGAGAGGCCCCCGGGAUCGCUCGCCCUCCGAACUCCACAGCAAUGAGCAAGUUGGGCAAGUUCUUUAAAGGGGGCGGCUCUUCUAAGAGCCGAGCCGCUCCCAGUCCCCAGGAGGCCCUGGUCCGACUUCGGGAGACUGAGGAGAUGCUGGGCAAGAAACAAGAGUACCUGGAAAAUCGAAUCCAGAGAGAAAUCGCCCUGGCCAAGAAGCACGGCACGCAGAAUAAGCGAGCGGCAUUACAGGCACUAAAGAGAAAGAAGAGGUUCGAGAAACAGCUCACUCAGAUUGAUGGCACACUUUCUACCAUUGAGUUCCAGAGAGAAGCCCUGGAGAACUCACACACCAACACUGAGGUGUUGAGGAACAUGGGCUUUGCAGCAAAAGCGAUGAAAUCUGUUCAUGAAAACAUGGAUCUGAACAAAAUAGAUGAUUUGAUGCAAGAGAUCACAGAGCAACAGGAUAUCGCCCAAGAAAUCUCAGAAGCAUUUUCUCAACGGGUUGGCUUUGGUGAUGACUUUGAUGAGGAUGAGUUGAUGGCAGAACUUGAAGAAUUGGAACAGGAGGAAUUAAAUAAGAAGAUGACAAAUAUCCGCCUUCCAAAUGUGCCUUCCUCUUCUCUCCCAGCACAGCCAAAUAGAAAACCAGGCAUGUCGUCCACUGCACGUCGAUCCCGAGCAGCAUCUUCCCGGAGGGCAGAAGAAGAGGAUGAUGAUAUCAAACAAUUGGCAGCUUGGGCUACCUAAACUAAAAUACAUUUUUGAUACCUAAAUUAAUGAGCUGUAGAUAAAAUAUAAAAAAUGUUUUUGCCAAGUUCAGAAGUUAACAAAGACUCUGCUUUAUAACUAUAUUGAAUGAAUAAUUGUGUUUUAAGCCUCCUAAGUAAAAGUAAAAAAGGAGUCAUGUGUAUACAUAGAAUCAGUGAUGGAGGCCAGGCACGGUAUCUCAUGCCUAUAAUCCCAGCACUUUGGGAGGCUGAGGCAGUUGAGACCAGGAGUUUGAGUCCAGCCUGACCAACAUGAAGAAACCCUGUCUGUACUAAAAAUACAAAAAUUAGCCGGACAUGGUGGCAGGCACCUGUAAUCCCAGCUACUUGGGAGGCUGAGGCAGGAGAAUCUCUUGAGCCCAGGAGAUGGAGGUUGCAGUGAGCCAAGAUCAUGCCACUGCACUCCAGACUGGGCAACAGAGGGAGACUCCGUCUCAAAAACUAAAAAAAAAAAACAUUUAGUAUAGCGGGGGGUGCGGGGAAGAAAUAAUGUUAUUUCCUAUGCGAAUGAUGUGUAUCCCUGUACCCAUGGUAAAUGUAAAUAUACUGUGUCUCUUUUGGGAGCGCCUUUUAGUAGAGGAGUCUUAUAUGAGUCUCUACAUAAGUAGUUUCACUUGAGUUUUGCGGUUUGAACUCUUAAAGGAGCUUUAAUUGACAUUUAUUAUACCAAUUAAGCUUGGAAUGGGGCAAUGGAUGCAUUUCCCAAAACGUGUGAAAGCACUAACAGCUUACAUUGCUGAAUGAGAAUCUCCUGGGUGUAAUUUAGCCACUUAGGGAACUGCGUGAACACUCCCAGGCCAUUAUGAUGCUGUUACAGCUUCAGUGUAUAAAUGCAUGAGUAUUCUUUCUGUUCUGUUUUGUGCUCUCUUGUACAUUUAUUUACCCUUUACAGAAUAUUUCUUGUAAAUACAUAAAAAUAUUGGCAAUUAAAAGUACAUCUUGAAUAAAA